Messenger RNA from Colletotrichum abscissum, 678 nucleotides. RefSeq lists its product as uncharacterized. The annotation marks the transcript as partial. Lineage: Eukaryota; Fungi; Ascomycota; Sordariomycetes; Glomerellales; Glomerellaceae. The record is from RefSeq and is a predicted model, not a curated record. The transcript has a single exon.
GACACGCCUCGCCUCGACAGAACAUUCCCAAGCCGUACCUGCACACUAUCUAGACUCUCACCACUUAGUAGAACACACGAUACCAAAACAGCCACUAUUGAAAAACCAGUGCUGACCCUAGAUUCAAGACGGCAUCUGCAUCUGGAUAGUACUCCAAUUUGGCAACGGGCCCUUCGAGACCGUCGCGGGUCAUGCCGCUGGCUCCUGGCCAGCAUUCUUCUUCUUCUUCCUCUCCAAAAAGAGAGCGGGGACCGAACAUCGUCAUUUGGGUCGCGGAAUACCGCCCGUCGAACAUUCGGCCAGGAGAGUGAGAACCUCGCCCUCAAUGCAAGCAGUAAACAGCCAAUUGCUGCAUUAUCAUUCGCAUGCCAGAACUGCUUGGGACAAUGGCCAAACAGCGCGAAUUCGAUUCUUGUUGACGGAACUGCGCCUGACCCUAUAAACAGCCCUGCGAUCAAGUCACUGUUCCAUUGCCUGCUCUCCAAUCAAGACCAGGCCGUCAAAGUGAAUCUCGAUGUCGAUUCCACCUCCACGCUCAUCAGUGUGUUUCUCAGACAAGCCAGCUCGCGCUUCUCGACGUGUCAGCGUUCGAGCAGCCAGUCAGACUGGCUUGAACCGCCAGAGAUGGCUAUUCACACGCCUCCGCGCGGGGAGACGGAGCAUUGCACCAAGGAUUGA